Molecule: messenger RNA, 1377 nt
Organism: Lotus japonicus
Lineage: Eukaryota; Viridiplantae; Streptophyta; Magnoliopsida; Fabales; Fabaceae
Exons: 2
Coding region: 209-832 (207 amino acids)
Biological process (GO): phloem development
Source: RefSeq, a predicted model, not a curated record
AAGGCGCAAGUAAGAGAGACCAACUCUACCCGAGUUCCCCUUCCUAAAUAAGAAAAAUCCUAUUCCUAAGGGGAGAAGACUGGGCAGCCAACAAACUCGCUCUCCCAUUGAAACAUUCCCUCACUCUCCUAAAAAAAGGCAUCAGCCUUUCUCUCCUUCUCUCAUCCAUAAAUUCGCCUCUCACCCACCUUACAAAAUCCUGACUCUCAUGGCUUAUACCGUCACUUCUUCUCCUUCUUCCCCAACUGCAUGCCACGUGACCAACCACCACGCUGCCAUCGUUCGCGCCACUAUAUCAGAAUCACCUUUGAUCAGGAAAGUAAAUUUUCCUGUACGGCGGGGACGACGCCGAGUGGGUGAAGAAAUUCGUGAAGGAAGCCCGGAGGGUGGCGCAGGCGACACAAAUCCCCUUAGAAAUGGUCUACGUCGGAAAAAGCAACAAACGCAAACAGGUUCAGAAGGUGAUCGACACCAUCACACGGGAGAAGCUCUAUACUCCCUGCUGGUCAGAGAAGAGCAUGAUCAGGUUCUUCUGGACCCACCUCCAGAGCAUGCUAUUCUCCUAGAUCCAGCUGAAGCAAUAGGACACAACGCAACACGACCACGUGAUGCAGGAGAUCAAGAGCUUCUCAGCUACGACAAGCUGGGAGGGUGGAUCGUGCUGGUGAGGGGAUCGCAUAUCGUGGUGAAAGGGCACGCGUCGACGGGGUUGCAGACGCUGGUGGAGUACGAUUUGAUGUGGAAGGAUGCGACGGAGAAAGAGGGGUUUGAGGCGGCGUUUAAGGACCAUUAUGGGAAGCUACGUACACACGGUGGCGAACCCGUGUUGUAGGUUUGAAUUCUCACAUUCGAUGGGGAGGAUACCGGAGAGGUUCACGUGCUCGGAGUGCCACCGUCAUAUGCACGUGCUCACGACGUUUCAGUGUUGCCAUGAUGAGGAUAUUGAGCAUGAUUUUUUUGUUAGUAGUGUUGCUCCUCCUACUUCCACCAUUUGAGUUGGGUUGCUCCUUUUCUAUGCGGCUGCUUCCACCAUGAAAUUGUGUUUUUAUUAUCAUAAAAAAAUGUUUAAGGGGAUGGUGAAUUCUACCAUACCAUCAUUGUAUGGUACAUGAUUGACGCGAUUUGACGUGUACCAAUAGGAAACCGACAUCUGACAGUGUAUUUGAAUUUUUGUUUAAUUUUAAAACAUAUAUAUGGGAAAAAGAAGAGAUACUCACUUAAAUGUCAUUGGUCCAAGUCAAGUCUUGUAUCAUACCUCAACUAAGUGUUGUGGUAUCGUAGCAAGCACCUUAAGGGAUUGGUUGAGUUAUCAUGUAAUUUGUUUCUCUGUAUUUGACCCUUGUCUAUGAAUGUUAUACUGGCUAGCUAGUCCUUUAA